UGUCGAUUUUGGUAUCCUUAGAGUUCUUUUCUUGAACCACACCCACAUCCAUGUAAUACUUCCACUGUGAUCCACAUAUAUCACAAAAAGAACAAAAGACGAAGAACGAAAGAGUAAAGAAAUACCACGAUUAUUUAUAAAAGAAAAUGUGUUUUGUAUUCUUUUACACAGCGCUCGCGGAUUGGCUGAUGCUAUUGGUGUGGCAAUGACACUUGAUAAGAAAAAGAAUAAAAUGACUGUUUGCUGUGCACUUUUUUCUUCAUUUGUUUUCAUAGUGUUAUAAUGUGCCUCAUUCUUGCUUUUUUAUUCGGCCUUUAUAUCUUCUAUCGUUUAUAUCAGCAUUUCUUUCCGACACCAAACAUUAAUCCUAAUGGUAAAUAUGUUCUUAUUAGUGGUUGUGAUACUGGAUUUGGUCAUGGAUUAGCUAUUGAACUUGAUAAACAAGGUUUUUAUGUUCUUGCUGGUGUUUAUAUUCCUGAUAAUGUAAUCACUCUCAAAGAUAAACUUUCAUCAAGAGCUACAGUCUUUUCUCUUGAUAUUACUAAACAAGAAGAUAUUGACGCAGCAUUUGAAUUAGUCAAAAACAAAACAAAAGUUCUUCAUGGACUUGUUAAUAAUGCUGGUAUUGCUAUUGUUGGUUAUAUUGAUUGGACAUCGAUGGAAGCUAUGCGUAAAGUAAUGGAUGUGAAUUACUUUGGACAUGUUGCGAUGACAAAGAAAUUUUUACCUUUAUUGAUCGCGAAACGUGAUUCACGUGUUGUUAAUAUUUGUUCUGCGGCUGGUUAUAUCACGUCACCAAGUUUAUCUGCUUAUUGUGCAUCAAAAUAUGCUCUUGAAUCGUUUUCUGAUUGUCUUCGACGUGAAAUGUUUCCAUGGCGUUUACGUGUUAGUGUUAUUGAACCAGGAUUUAUGCGAACACCCAUUAUUGAAGGACAUUAUGAAUCAUUUCCAAAUUUUUGGAAUCGACUUUCAAGUGAUGUACAAGAGCGAUGGGGAGAAAAUUUUCUUAAAACAAAAUUUGAUAUUGAAAAAACCAAUCCCUUCGUGAAUUAUGCCGAGGAUCCUAUGAAAGUCGUUCGAGCUCUUCAACAUGCUGUUAUGAAUACAGUUCCUUGUAUUCGCUAUCGACCUGGUUUACAAUCAAGCAUUAUCUUUUUUCCAUUAUCUAGAUUACCUGAUUGGAUUCUUGACCGGAUCUUAAUGAUUGUAGAAAAUCUGCAUGCUAUUCCUGCAAACGUUAGCAAGCAACUUACAGACUAA
Rotaria sordida is the source of this 1260-nucleotide messenger RNA. The record is from the annotation of a GenBank genome assembly. Lineage: Eukaryota; Metazoa; Rotifera; Eurotatoria; Philodinida; Philodinidae.